GAAUACCGCACAGCCGGAGAGGCAUGAAGACUGGGAGAUAAGCGGGAUACAUCGCUGCUGGAUACACGGAAGCAGACUCAGGACGCGCUCUGAUAUGGUGAGAAUAAGACAGAAAUUUUCUGAAUGAUGUUUUGGGAAUAAGAGUGAAGCGAGUGAUUGAGUGUGGUGGUCAUGCGGCUAAACAGUGAAACCAGCACAAUGCCUCUGUGACAAAAGAUAUCUUGAAGUUAGAUGCAGGUUUCUAACGGUGUAAACUGAGUGAUUCGCUUUGAGGUCUGUUGAUGUAGUGGUUUUACAUUUCUGUUCUCCUAAACACACAAAUUCAUGACAGAAAACCUCCAUUUAAAUCUAUUCUGUAGGACUUCUUAUUCAUUGUGUCUCUUUAGAUAUUUGUUUCCUCAUAAUUCAAACAAUGGCUGUGCUAAAUGUGGCAUCCUGUGCGUCAUUUGGAGCUCUCCUGCAACAUUUUUACGCAUGGGAAUGGCUCGUCUCUUUGGGCGCAGCUGCCAGAGUAGGUGCGAUAAUUGGAAACGAAUCUCGCGAUGAUCAAACCAAUUAGCGGACCUGCAAUGAAGCUUCUUUGUCCUUACAGCCAGAAGUAGUGCGCAGUUUAGUGACAAGAAAAGAGGAAUGAAAAGAGGAGAAGAGACGGAUUAUGCAAAUGAACCUGAAUCUUACAAUAGGGUGACCCCUAUCUCCUCUAAGCCUUUGGUCCAUCUCCUGUGCAGUCAUGUGCAAGGCUGAAUAAUUCAUAAUAAUGGUGACAGACUGGGAAUCUUUAAGUAAUGGAAUAUUUAUGUGCCCAUUAUUGUAUGAAUGUGUUAAAAGAAGGACUGACCAUCCCAUUAUGGACCCAUAUUGUCAGCAGUUUUCCUGGAUGAAAGUAGAGGAGAGCAGAGGUCUUUAAAGAGAUGGGGGGUGGCUACUAGGAAAAGGCAUUAGCUUACUGAUCACAUCAUAAAAUAAGAUUUAUGUAGAUGAAAAUCAAGCAAGCACAAUAGGAGCAGCAGGAAUGAGCGGGAGAAAGUCUGCACUUAUUGUUUUCUGUGAUUCUCGGCUCCUCUCUCAGAGCUCACUUCCCACUCAGACGCUGUGUGUCUGCUGCCAGUCUGUUUCCUGGUUUUUGUGGUGACCGUCUCUGCACAUGCAAGCAUUUUUUCCUUUAAGUAACUUCUGUUUAAGCUAAAGGAAAUACUAACGAAUCACUCCUGAGCAUCACAGCUUAUUUUAGGGAAGAUCUGACUUAUGUAACACGAUACGCAGCUAUCAAGUGUUUGUUGAACGCAGAGACAUUUAAUGUGCCAGAGUAAACUAGAUCAGUGGUGGUUUUACAACUGAUUGGCCUCCUCGCUUAAUUAUGGGACCAAAGAUUUACAGCUACUAAAAGCACCAUCACAGACAUGAAAGAAAUCCCCCGCCAACGCUCAACGAUCAGCACUCGAGAGGAAAUACAGACAGAAUAAAUCUGUCCACAGUAUGAAACUGAGCAGAGUCUCCUUUAAUAGAGCCAAAUAGAGCAGUGCUGCUUGACUUUACAGAGCAGGUUCGUGGCCCUGCAGAGAGGGGAUCAGUCAGCAGAUGGCAGCAUCAUGGCACAAACAUCCUGGAUGAUGGAUGAUCAUUCAGACAUUGUGCAGAAGAGUCCUGUAUUCCUGUAAAACUGACUGUACCAUGUUUAUAUUAAAACCGCUGUUUGUAUUUGCAGAUUUCAGGAACUUUAAGGUUUGACUAAAAGUGUCAAAACUUAAACUAAAGGCAGUUUUUUUAAACCUCUGAUUAAGGCAUCAUCACGCAAUGAUUAGAGGAAAAGUAUUCACACUUCAGUAAAGUUUUGUAAUAGUGCAUAAAUGUGAUUUGAACUUGUCAUGAGAUUUUUCUGCAGAUCAGACAGAUUAGUGUUUGAGUUGCAGCAGGGGCGUCGUUGGGAAUUCUGGGCCCCAUAACAAUAUAUCACCUUUGGUCUCAUCUACAGCCGAAGUCAGGCUUGCACAGUUAUUAAAACUAGGUCUCCAUUACGCAAACAACCCAAUCAAAGCUUUAAAUAUUUGUUGGUUUGUUUUACAGACCCCAAAUCAGAAGAAAGUCAUCUCAUGAGUAAAUGUCACAUUUCCACAGCAUGAUUUGUCCUCCAUUUAUUUUAGUGUCACUCUGGUUUUGUCUGAUCGUUCUCCAUCUCUGUGUUGAUUGGUAAGAUUCUUUGACCAUGGACCUUUAGGACCUCUGAGAAAUACUCAAAUCACCACUUGUUAUGAAAUAAGUGUGCUGAUUCCCUGAGAGUGUUUUUAUGUGUUUGUUUUAUCAAACUUAAGGCAGAGACUUAUGUCACCAGGGUACAUGGAGUGCAAAGGCAGAGAUUUCCGUGACAAAAGUGUCUUCCUUCUAGUCAUUAUAACAGGACAGCUAUUAUGUCCAACAGAGUAAGGAGGAGGACCUCAAGGCACACUAAAAAUGCAAACAAAGGGGCAGCUAUCAGUUUGAACUUUUAACCUUAUUGAAACGAUGAAAUAGCUGAUCAGAAUCCUCCAAGCUUUAAGGAAGAGUAAAAGGGUUGUGGGAUCAUUAGAGCAGCGACUUUACUGUGCAAUUACUGAGCAUUAAAAAUCAAAAACAAUAUCUAUUUAACAAUAUCUCAGUGUGCUGGUCCUCCUGAGAGGAACUUUCAGCUGUGUUAGUGUUGGCGCCCCCCUGUGGAUAAAGCAGUCCCUGCAUAUUUUGUCCCCAACAUGCUACAGUCCUAACUCCUGACAAAAAAAACUCAUCCUGCUGACUCUGGAUGGCUAAAGUUUCAUUAAUUUUGAUUUUUUUACCUCAUGGAAAUUGUAAAAUCAGAGGUUUUUUUUCUGCAGCAGCUGAGACCCAACCCCUGACACUGGUAUUAUGUGUUAAAAAUGAUAUUUUAAAAAUCAUCAGUCUUGUUGUAAACUAAAGAAGCAUCACAAUGAAUUUCAGUGUUAUGACUUUAAGUAAAACAAAAACACUUUGCAGGAGCUUUAAGAAGGGUUUUUAAACCGCUGCAAAAUGAAGAUCAGUUGAGCACUAACUCUAAUAACUUCAUAUUAAUCAGUGUCAUUAAAUGCUUUAUGUGGCUGCAAUAAUGUCAUUUUUAAAUAAUUGAUAUGCUAAUAGGAAACAUGAUUAAGGUCUGCAGUUUUUUGGUUUUAAGUAUAUUCUAUAAAUCUGUAGACUGACUGCUGUCUUAAUAUAAAGGCAGUAAUGUGAAAGCUGCAGAGUCAGACUACAGAGAACCACCAGUGUUACUGUAUUGUAAGAGGAGGCUUGUUUUUCAUAACUUUUAACGGCUGUUAACUGACCUCCAUAAUCAUAUAAGUUUAAUAUUCACCUUCAAAGUCUCCUGGCGGCUCAGACUGUUCUCAGUGAUUAUGACAGACCAAAUAUGGAAAAGUCCCGUUAAGACCUUGAUCCGUCUGGGACAAAGGCGUCCUUGUUGAGCCGUUUACUUUCAGUUUCUAUUUGACCACUUUGUGCAGUUACAUAUUUAACUAAAAAGGAUCAUAUUUCAGUUCUGACUCUCAGUUCAAGACAACAGCAGAGGGUUUGGUUGAAAACAGGUUUACACAAGAACAGGUUAUUAAAUUUUCCAUCGAUGAAACUGAUGUGAGUGCCCAGUUAGUGUGUGUGUGUGUGUGUGUGUGUGUGUGUGUGUGUGUGUGUGUGUGUGUGUGUGUGUGUGUGUGUGUGUGUGUGUGUGUGUGUGUGUUUUCUCUUUUUUCCCUUUUCUUUUCUAUCACAUGUUUUCAAAGAAAUCCCAUUGCUGCAGCAUUGCCGUCAUAAAGCACUUGCCUUUACCUGUCCUCACCCUUAUCACCUGGACUAAUAUGAUACCGGAGCGCCAACCAAAGUCCAUAAAAGCAUUUAACCAUAAACUUUGAUACAGGCUGUUUGGGAUUUGUUCAUCCAUUAACAGAUCCAGCAGAUGUCCUCACAUUAAAUGCCCAUUAUGUUUGUAUAUUUCCUUACAUUCAUCAAUCAGAUUUAUCAUUUAUAUGUCAGAAGAAAGAGUUUGCCCCGUUUAAGCUGUGACAUCUGUGUACAGAUGUUUUCAGUGGGACAUGUUUGCUCCGUGUUUGCCGCUGACUCACAUCCUGUCGUUUAUUAACUAAAGCUGAGGCUGAGGGUGAAGUGACCCUUUAUAUCCUGCCAAGGAAGUCAUCUGUCCUGUUUCAUCCUUUGCUUCUAAAGAUAAUCGGGAGGUUUUACAAGAAACCACACACACAAACAAACUUUUUUUUUCUGAUAUAUUUAUUUAAAAUAACAUCUAAAGUUCCUUUAUGCAUAUAAAAAUAAAUAACAAACGUCUUCUCUUAGCUUUUCCUGCUGCACACGCAGAACUACACAGCAACAAUACAUCGACUAUUGAACAGUGUUUUAAAGCUAUAGUUGUCAACAUUUAUGACCGGCCUCCAGGGCUUAGUGUUGAACAUCGCAUCAGUCAUUUACACAGAGGAGGAAAACCCUCCCUGCUCCCGUCACAGACGGAGAGCUUCAUUUACAGCCCAGAACACAGCUGAAGGGGAGGCUGGCAUCAGAGCAGACGGACAUUUUUAAGAAGAAAAGUGGUUGUGUGCUGCUUUUUUUUAUCGUCCUCUGACGGCCUGAACUCUCCAGCGCGUGUUCACUUUCAUCCUCACAGUAGCUUUGGAUCAGGUUUCAGGUGGGGUCGACUACUGGGAGCUAGACGACUAAAUUCUCCUGCCAUGACCUCGGCGCCCCAUUCCACUCCGCUGGCGCUGUCCUCCUCCUCCUCCUCCUCCUCCUCCUCUCCCUCCCCUCCUCCUCCUCUUCAGGCACAGCUUUGGAUCACGACCCAACUUAUGAGCUCUAAAGGACACAUACAGGAGAAGAUUUAUGAAGACCUGCCAGAAAGAAACACUUUCACUUGUGUUAAAGACUCAAAUAGCUUCAAUGUUCUGAAGUCCAUCACAUAAACAGAGACAGGAAAGCAUAAAAAGUUACACUAACUUCCCAUCGAUUAUAAAUGAACUAGAUUAUAGCCGUGUUAAAACACUAUCUGACUUUGUUUCUUCAGUUGCAUGAGUGAUUGGACGUGUAGAGGAAAGUUUAAGAAUUUGCUCAGGUGGGUGUUUUGUUAGGGCAAGAACUGGCUUGGCAACAAACAGGAUACUGUUGGCUGUGUUUAGCAGGAAAUAUGAACUUCCCUCAACCGAACAAGGACACUCUGCUUUAAUAUUCUGCGAGAUUUAAUCAAACUAGAGUGUGUAUUCGCAGUUUUUCUAUCCUGAAACUCUGAUUUAGAGACAACUUCAUCCUCUAAGGGUUUAAAAUCUUCUCCAUAGCUGAUAAAACUCACCAAAGAGGAAGUUUUUUGAGCAUUCAGUUACUCUAAAAGCUCUCAAUAAUCAUUAACAGUUUUAUUGAUCAGUGCUCUUACCUGUUCCAGCAGCGGAUCAGCUGUUUACCCAGCGGAGAGUCUGGAUUCAGACACCUCAGUUCGUUGUUGCUCUUCAGAGUCACUCUGAAAAAAAAAAAACACGUGCAAUCCAUUGAGUUAACUCACACUCCUCUAUACAUGUGUGUGUAGAUCUGGUGUGUUUGUGUGCAGGCUCUGCUACUCACAUCACUGUGAUUUUAUUGCAGCUGGCACUCUUUUGGUGCACGAUGAGCUCUUUCAGCUGCCCUCUGACGCCGUUUUGUGUCGAUGGACACAGACAUCUUCCCGGGACGAACGUGCUGUCUGACUGUCUCACUGCGCAGACACACAAACACAGACACAGUAACAGGAUUAACAGGUUAACUCAACACGAGCAGAGAUUUAGUCACUGAGGGUUCACAUGCUCAAACAACAAAACCUGCUCCUGAGGCAUCAAACAGAAAUUCUCCAACAAGCUUAGCUCAGUUAUGAUUUUUUGUUACCUCUAAUCCUCUCUUAGGUUUCUGUCACUUUUCCCUUCGUGUUUUUGUACAAAAUCAUGACUUUUCCUGCUUUUUUAUGAGCUGUAUUUGAGUCUAUAUGAGGUUUAAAAUCACUCGUUGAAGUUGAGGAUAAUCCAGGGGUUCUUACCUGAGAUGAGCACACAGCAGAGGCUCAGAAAAGCGAGCUGACACACUGACUGGAGAUGAAGAUUCAUUGUGGAGAGGACUGCUGCUGUUCACACUGAGCCCCUCAGCCACAUGUUCGCUCCUUUAUACUUACGGCUCCUCCCCCUCCUUCUCCUGUCAGCCUGUGCUUUCCCACCAGGAAAUCCCCACAGCACUUUCAUUUGGAGAAUAUCAGGGGGACAGGACUCAGGCUGAAGGGAUCAAGGACCCCUUUACUCCCGGUUUGUCAGGAAAGGACCUGACACCCAGAAGGACACAGCAGUUAUAGAAAGGUUUCCGUUCUGGUUUGCUGUGGAUCAUGCAGAUAAGAACCUGAGGAUGACGUUUGGUUGUUUUUUCCUCAGAAAGACUGAAUUAGUCAUGUUUCUUUUUAUUAGGAUGAUGCAAACUGUCUAAAAGAAGACGACCACAGUAGCAGGAGUGAUCCUUAGAUGAAACAGAAGUGUUUCCCUGAAUUCUUUCUCAGUGAUGCGUGAAAAUGAAAGACUUCAGUUUUUCACUCUGAGAAAUUUCAUCCCCUGAGCCAGAAGUUUAAUCACAGUUUUACCUCAUUAUUUUUAUAUCCGAUGUUUAAAGCUCCAGUAAAGCGAUUUUAGCUGUUUAUAAAAGAGACUGAACUGUGACCGACAAAAUCAACGAUGAAUUAUUUCCAUAUUGUUCUAACUAUCACUUAAAGCUCCUGUCAGGAAGUUUUGGUUUUCGUAAGUUCAGGCGCCCCCCUGUGGACAAAGCAGUGUCUCUCCACCCCUUCUGACCAAUUCAUGUGUCUGUGAUGUUUUCACGGCAUGGUUGACGAUCUGAGAGCCAAAACUGAGCCAUUGAGUCAGAUUUGAAAAAAGCCUCUAAGACCAUGAUCGCCAUAGAAACAAGGUUCAUCAUAAUUACCAAUCUCUACAAUCGUUAACCAUCCUUUGAAGCAAAAACGGUCUCCUUGCUUUCAAAUAAAUCACUCACUUAGUAUCUUUGUCACAGAAAGUGUAAAAAGGCACUUUAAGCUGUCCUGACACCUACCCUGCAGCGACUGUUCAGAGCUUUAAAAAUACUUACAUUGAGGUCAUCUGUUUUAUCACUGAUGCUCUACUUUGUUUUAUAUAGGUCAUAAAGAGACAUCUUUAUUUCAGUCUGUUUUAUUACUAACAAAAAGCUCCUCACUAGAGCUUUAAAUCAUUCUGAUAAUGGAAAAAGGAAUUAACAGAAGCUAAAAUUCACAAUAAGAGAUCAUUUUAGUUGUUAAAAAAAACAGUCCUUGCCAAGUUCUGCCAGAACCUUAUUGAGCUCAUUUUAUCUCUGCUACAGAUGCAGACCUUAUAGGUUUACAUUAAAAUCAACAUGGCAGCUUCCACUGACUCCUCUGUCACAUUCCUGCUCCGACAUCUGGAUCCCAGAGCACAGAGCGCAUCAGGGAAGACAAGAAGUCAGGCAACAAAAUAUUAAAACACCCCGUUAAAUUUCAAAAUAAAAUACUUUGUGUUGAUGUCAGAUCGUAUUUUACUUUACUACACUGAAAAAAAAUGCCACAGUGAGCAGAGCCAGGCAGGGGUCAAAAGGUCAGAGGUCUUUAGCGCUCAUUACGGAGGUGGAAAAUUAUUGAUUCUGUAUCGAAUGUGGAAAAUCCUCGGUCUCGUGACUCCAGCUGCUCUGCUGUGCAAUAAAAACGCAGACAGAUGAGGAAGCUGAACCGGAGCGGAGACGGACCAAACACGGAUCUGGAUCAGGCAAAAUAAGAAACAAGAUAAUCGUCAGCAAAAAUCAAAAGCUCCUCCAAGAGCUUUAUUGACUUUCUUGUCUCUGGUUUUUAUUGACUUCUUAUGUUGUUUUUUAUUGUCUACAUCAACCAGCCAUAACAUUAUAAACACCAGAGCCAUUUGAUGCAAUUCAAUCUCUACCAUCAGGAAGCUUCUACUUUUUUUAGUUUUUGUUGACAGUGAUUUUUAUGUUUUUUAUUGAAGACGUAGCAGGUGAUGGUGGUGCACUAGAUUGUGUUUUAUUGAGAGUUGUACCUUUACUUUUUUGUCCUCUGCAUUCACAAACCCAAUGGGAGCAAAACACAGGAAUACUUUUUGUUUUAACGCACGACAACUUCAACAAUUAAUCUGAAGAGCCACCUGAAAAGUAGAAUUUAAGGGAGAGUUGUUGUUGUAUUGGGUUGCUUUAGAUUGCUCAGGUGUUCAUGAUAUCAUUACUCGUUGGUAAAUAUAUCUUUAGUCUUGAAUUUUCCACAUUAGUUCAUAUGUGAAACACUCAGCGCUGAGGUGUUAUAUGAACAAAGCUGAGCGGUGUGUGAGGAGCUUUGCCACAACAUGUUACCUCGAUCGGUCCGUUUGGCUCCGUGUCAACAACAGCAUGUGACUUCUCAUCAUAACUCAUCCCUGAUUUUUCCACAGGAUCAUAUUAUUCAACAGCAGUCAAUUAAUGAGACAGGAAAACAUCCAAAAGUAAAUCAUAUGAUAUUAAAAUAUGCAUAUCACUUUUUGUUAUGUGCUUUCCCAAACAAAUUUCCAUCUUGUAAUGAUGAAUGUUACAUAAACUAAAUGUACAUUCAGACUGAACACAGUAUCUUUAUACGUUGAAUAAAGUUUUCCUCUUCUUUCCGUUUGCCACAGCUUUACUCGACUCAGAAUGGAUGAGCGUCAAACCUACGUGAAGCUCAGCGAGGAGAAACUCAUACCAAAGUGAGUCCUCGAUGCACAGUGUUCAAACAAAGCAUUAAAUGUAUUAAAUGUCAUUCUUGUUCGCCCUGUUUCAGAGCUGUAAGCGCUAAUCUUCUCUUUGUGGUCUUGUGCUCACAUUCAGGUCCGACAUCCUGUCGCUGCUGAGGACCUACAACUGUUACCAAGAAGGGAAGAACUUCCAGCUGAGGACUUUUGAGGUAAAAACAGAUCAGAUGCAGAUAUGAUCACCUGACGGCUGACCGAGCCGGCGGAAAUAAUCACAGAAAAACAGGGAGAGUCAUCCUUAAUUGCCUCUAUAGUGUGUGUGUGUGUGUGUGUGUGUGUGUAGGCGUGUUGGUUUGCAGGACAUGCAGCGUUGUAAAAUGGGUCACAUACAUACCAUAACUGGAACCAGUUAGACCAGCACCGUGACCAAACAAGCUGUGAGUGCGGCUGCAGACCUGCAAAGUCUUUGGAUCUUUUCCAGCAUGCCAAGAGGCUGGCAAACCACAAAAAGCCCCCUGUUCCCUCAAAAUGAAACUGGAAUAACGGAGGGAAGGUUUUUCUCACAUCCACUAACCGCUUAGCAAAGUAUUUCCACAGUUAGCAUUUUGCUGCUGUGGGGUUUCUGUGCUGCUGUUUGCAGGAGUUUGGAUAUUUGUUUGAUGGUCAUUCUAUGGCUUUUAUGGUCUGGAGUUCCCCUUUGUGUUCACCAGCAGGUUUUUUACAUUGUCUGUGUGAGUAUGUGUGUGUGUAAGGGUGUGUGUGUGUGUGUCAGGGUGGGUAUGAUACGGUAUGUCUCUUUUGUCCCAACAGACAGACGCACUACAUGGUUGCACACUGGGAAACUCCCACAAAGCCGCAGACAUGAUACAGGCACAUGCAACAUACACAAGUGAAGAGGGGGAAUCAGUGACAUCAAAAUAUUGACUAGAAGUGAAGAAAAAAAAAAGGCAACAGUAGAAAAACUGAAAGGACGCCAUAUAGCGGAGAAAUGUCAGGACCAUCAAAGCCCACGACUGAGAGGUCUGAAAAAAUGAGAAAACCAGCAGAAAUGAGGUGGUAAUGAUAUUUCUGAUGCACAAAACUCUCAGCAGCACCCCUGAAAAUAUAAACGCAUAAACUGAUAUAUGGUAAGUGAAUCUGAAUCAAGCAAACGACUUAACAUGUUGUCCUGCAACAGAUUAUCUGAGACUUUGAUGUUGGAUCAUAAUCGUUGCUCCCAUGAGGAGUUUUUUGACAUUUAUAAAAAAGAAGUAUUUCAUGGUAACCAAAAGCAAACAGGACCAUCACCAAGAAGAGAAACAAUUUGCAUCGUGUCAUUUUUGAUGCCUGAAACCGGAGUGAGGGUGCAGUCUUGUUUUUACAGUUUAUUCAUAAAGACUUCAAGUUUUGUGGUUUGUAUUUAAGCACAGAUGUAACCUUAGCCAAGAGGAAACUUUACAGGAGAACCUUUUGUCAUGAUCCACCAGUCAGUCAGGUCUCAGCAUUUGUUGCUUUACUAUCUUUUUUCAAGGUUUUAUCUCCUCCCACUUAGUCCCGUUGCACCGUAUUGCACCACAGUUGUGAUGUAAGUACAGUUGAGCAGCGACUACACCACAGUCAGGCAAAAGUCCAUGAACAAUUGUCUUUUGAAAGAGAAAAAAUUAGAGUUAAGGGCACUCUGAAGCUAUACGAAUCUUUUUUUUAAAUCAUUUUUGACCCCAGAAGCAGAUGCCUCCAAACAAACUCAGUGGAAAGUUCAUCCAAGAGCAGUUUUCUCUCUAAACCAAACCAUUGUAGAGUGUGAAGAGGAGUUUAUUUGGAUUGGCAAGGUGGUUCAGAAAGGGUCGAAUGAGGAACGUGCGUGUGGGGCGAUGUGAGGCUGGGGUAGGGUGGGAUAAAAGGGGGUUUUGUGUGAGGAAAUGAAAGGGGUCCAAUGAAGUUAUUGUGUGUCUGGAGGAGUCAGGAACCUGGGAGUUGUGAUUCAUGUCUGUGGCAAACUGAUGAUUCCUGCUUUUGGUAUUUGGGGGCAACAGGAGGAGGCACUAGACACGAAUAUCAGACACAAAAUCUGAUCAAAUUAGAGAGGGCCAGCACAUCAAGACAGCACAUCAAAUCUUGAAACUAAAAAAGUUUGUAUUUAUAUAUUUAAAAUAGUGCUUUUUAUGAGUCCAAUGCCAGCAGCAUGUUUCAGAACAGCAGGGAUCUGUUUACCAUUGUGUUGCAUCAGCUCUUCUCUGAACUCUGUCGAUGUCAGUGAACCGAGUAGACCUGUUUCUGGAGUAAUGAAAGUGAAAUGUUCACUCACUCUUACCUGUUACAGGUUCCUGCUCAACGGUUCAUGGUCUCAUUUGUAGUAUUUUUUGUUCCUGAUGCAAAUAUUUUCAGCUGGUAGGUUCAAUUACAUAGUCUCAUCAUUUCUGAAUGAUGUUCGUUACCUGGUACACCCCUUCAUUUGUGGAUUCAGCAGCAAACUGUAUGUACAGACAGAUUUUUGGGAGUGAUUUUGAGCCCAUGCGAUGAUUUCCACUUCAGAGUCAUAACUGCUUUUAAUGCCGUUCUGCCAGACGGCCUAAAGAUAGCUGUGCUCGCACAGUACUGGUUUAGGACCUUGUCUCUUUUAUGCAGAGGUGUCUUCAAACUCUCUGAAUCUUAUUUAAUCAUAUUGGGCAGCACAGUUUCCUAAUAACACUUUCAGUUUCAACACUGAAUUUAUCAUCUUUGCACUAUUUUCAAUUAAAUUCAGACUUUAAAUGGUUUUCAAUCCUUCAAAUCCUGUUAUCAACAUUUUACUCCAUGCAUCAACUCUCAGUGCAGUUUGCUUUGGAUUAGUGUAACUUGACUGUGUGUUUCAUACCCACACUUGAACCCGGUCUUCUGUAGACCGUACCGACCUUGAAGAUCUCUGUAAUUAAGAGUCUGUUUAAGUUUGCAGCAGGAGCAGGAUGUUAAUACUCCUGCUUUAAAAAUGUCACAAGUGUAACUCGUCAGCUUAAGUUGCAACGGCUAUAACGUUGUUAAACAUGAUAAAGUAAAGAUGCACCAUCCGUCUUUUAAAUCCAGCUGUUGUGUGCGCCACUGUAAAUAUAAUAAUAGACUUCAUGUUGACGCGUUUGUCAGCUUGUUUUUCUAACUCCAAGAAUGAAGUAUAACCUCAAUUACUCACAAAAACAAUAACACGAUGCAUAAAAAGCUCUCUCUCACAAGUGUGCAGCCUCCAAAUCAGCCUCCAACUCACCGUAUUAUUUUUAUUUGUUGGUGUUUUAUAAAAAGUUCUCCGUCAAAAUAAAUUGCGAUGGCAUUGUGAUAACUGUACUCACGUUUGUAGGUCAGACUAUGACUCAUGUUGGGGCUGAAUUGGUUGGAGAGCCUCUUGACUCUCAGUAAAGAGUGAUUCAUCAGAUAUUUGUGGGUUUAAGGGUCAAAGCAGUGACAUUCCUCAGAUGGUAUCUGGCCUCAGAUCAACUACUGGAAACUCCUAAUGGGAAUUUCUUGAAAAAACAGUGACUGUAUGAGUGACUGUUGAUGAAAACAAGCUGCAGACCUGAACAUUUCCAGACUCAGCUCUGCUGUGGUCGUAUCCUACAUCUGUGUAAAUAAUAAACGGAGUCACUGUGACGUUUUGUUUUGGCUUUGACUACCUUUUUGAAGCCUUCAGUUUGGCAUUUUGACUGCCGCUGUUUUGGAGAUCCAGCCAGAACUGACCAUAUGGUAAUGGUUGGGAAAUGACCUAUUUUCACAGCCCAACACUCAGUGCCAGCGGCUAUUUCAGAGGUGGCUAAUAAGCUAGUUAAACACUGCAUUACUCCAACUUAAAAAAACACAUUAAAGCCACAACUUUUAUUCAAUUAUUACAUGAAACAAUUAUUAAAAAGACCUCUUAUAACCAAAAACAAGGAAUGAAGUACAGAAACUGACUUUAUCUGCGAGAGCACCAUAUGUAGACUGGUUUUCAAAGCAUUAUUUGAGGAGUGGCUGGAGGUAUGUUACUAAAGACAAACAGUCAGCAUGUAUAGUAAUUAAUCAGCUCAUGAAUCAUCCAGUUUGUUUGCAUGAUUUCCACCAAAUGAGGUAAUAUACGCAGCUGUGUCAGUAAAUGACUAAAAUUUUACUUACCGCAAGACCUAGUGCAGAGACUUUUAAGGCAGGUUAACAGUGUGAUUAACGGCUGAGGAAGCCUGAGAAUUUUCCCAUAUUUGCACGAAAAAUAAUCCGUCAGAGGCACGAGUGACACAAACUAAGAGGUGACGUAGCCAAACUGACAGUGAGCUGCUUUCAUUACCAGCAACCAGAUUAUCAUUUUCUGCAUACUGAAUUUCAAAAGCUGUGUCGAUGUUCACCUAGAAAGGAGCUUUAUGUUAUGUUUACACUCAUGACUGAUUCUAGAGCAGGAUUGGUAAAAACAUGUUUUCAGAUGAAGUAUUGUUUUACACAGAGAAACACGGAUUAACACAGUAAAGGAGCAAAACUGUUUAAUAGUAUCUUCAGUUUUGGGAUGUAAGAGCACAUAAAGUGACGCAACAGUGGAUAACAUUAAAACCAGUCAGGAAACUAUCAUUAAAAGUUUACAAAGUUUAGUCACUCUGUGUUACAGUUAACAGUGCAGUACAUAUUUAGGUUGAUUUUGGGGCUUUAAAACUGUUAUUCAGAGGGGAAUGGAAAAUGGGUAAAGAAGGAAACCAAAAGUGGGAGUGGGGAGUGACAUCUUAUGACACCAAGGGUGUAAACAAAUGAAUCUGGAGUGUCAUUAUUUCAGACAGAGCUUUAGUGUUUUCUUAAGUCACCAACAUGUCGGAGUGUUUUCAUCAUUUAGCUGUGAUCUGUUUACAUGAAGUGCCUCACAGAGACAGGUGGAGAAGGGUACAGGAUCUGAAGGUGUUUUUAUCAUAUUGACAUCAUGGUCAUGCUUUGCAGGUGGAGUCAGGUGAUUCGUGUUAGUCAUCGCGUGGGAGGAUGUGUCAGGUGCUUUGUGGUUCAGCGCCAUCUACGGUAAAUUAUCUUCAAAUAUUUGAGGAGGUAACAUGCCCUGACAUGAACGUUAGCUUAAUAUUAAAUCAUAACAGGUAGAGGAGGUGCUUUCUGCUUUCCUUUUCCAAAGUAAAAACCCACAAACAUGAUGAUCAUGAUGCUGGUAGGAGGUCAAAUGUAUUCUCCUGCUUUUACCUUUAUCUAAAAAGUAUAAGACAUGUAAAUACAGCCCCCUCUAGUGUCUGUAUCUGGUACUUUUUUAUUUAAAAACAUUAUAGCCCCUUUUUUCUCCACAAGAGGUCAGUACAGUACGUGGUUUGUUUUUGGAGAUUUGCAGCUCAGGUCUGAAAACUGUCCUUUUACAAACACACAGUUUAGGAGUUAAUUUCUUUAUAUUGUAAAUAUCUGAGUCCCGUUUAAAGCUUUUAGAGUCUUAUAUUCCAUUAUGCGUAGUUUGUUAGUAGGCUUUUGUUCCUGUGAUCUUUAACAGUGUGUUUGUUUGGCUGAUGUUGUCUUGACUAGACCUGUAUUGAGAUUAUGACUCCUUGUCACUUUGCUUAUCUUGUCAAAAUGAAGAUUUAAGUAAAACAGAGAGUAGAAGGCCUGUUUAUUUAUAAUUCACUGAAUUGUUAUGACGGGUCUUGAGUUCAUUGAACGGUCGCUUUUUGUUUGAGUCAACCAAAGAAGGUCAUUUAAAAAUCGUUUUUCAUUGUUGUGGUAGUUUUCUGUUUAAGAGUAGUUCAUGAAGUUUAUUUAAAGCUCCUGUAAAGAGUUUUUUUUUGACGUUGAGAAGUAGACUGAGGUUCAUUUUGAUGUGUUUUUAUGAUCUAUAAAAGCAAACAAAAACAUGGUAUGGUUUUUAAUGCCUGAACCUGGAGGUGUCUGCAAAGUGGCAAAAGAAAAAGCUGUUUUUACAUUUUGACAUCUUGAAUUUAAGUUUUUAGUACUUCAUUGAAGAGUGUUUUGGAUUCACUUUUGAUAAUAAGUUACAGAGAUGGACCGAUUAAUCGGGCUGAUUGACAGAAUUUUUCAUAAUCUGCGUCAGCCGAUAAGCCCACAAUGUUUUUUUGUUUUUUUUAAUUAUUGUAAAUUUAUUCUAAACAUAUUACUGGUUGACCAGGAGUAUUUGAUUUUACUGUGCAUGAAAUUAUAGAUUAAAACAUGACUUCCUUUAAUUUCAAUCAUGUAACUCAUGUUGGAUUUUUGUUUCUUUUGUGUUAAUUGAAGACGGCCGAACAGAGAUCAAAAUUACCUUUGUGGAAAAAUAUGAUUGAGCAAAAAUAAUUUUCUAUCUAUACUAAUUUAAAAACAUUUUCAUUCAUCUUCAGCAACCUUUUCCUCUUUUGGUUGUGUUGUUUAAUUGUUGUGUUUUCUAAUUGCAAAAAAUAAAAAACAACAAUUUGAUGUUGGCGUAAUGUAGCAGCUAUGAAAAACGAGUCGUUAGACCAAUAAUAUGUUUGACUAAUAUCUGAUUAUCAAACAGAAUAAGUGUAACAUCUCCCUCUGGUGGUUGUCAACAUGACCCUCUUGAAAUACUGUUAAGCUCUAGGAAACUCAAAGUGGCAUUCAGAUACACGAGUCACUGAACUUAUUAAUCUCUAAAAAGUGACUUAUAAAAGGUUAGCACGCCAACAAAGGCCUGAAGACUAAUGUUUAUAUAAUUACAGGGAGUAAAAAGUUGUGUUAUUUUGAUCUGAAAUGUGAAAGAGCUAAAGAACACGGUAUCAUAAAUAAAAUAAGUAUUAAAUUAGUGAAAAGUUAAAUUUCCACAGUGUUUGAUUUUAUUUAAUCUUUUCUAUUCCAGCUCUGUCGACUGUACUGAAUUUCCUGCGGGAGUCAUCCCAAGGGAUGAAUAAAGUUUAGUUUAAGUCUAAGUUUGUGUGUUUAGUCUGACGAUCAUCUAAAACCAACAAAAAGACUUUGUGGACAAAAAAUGAGCAAAAUUUCUAAACUGGGUAACUGGAGGGAUAAAACUUUUUUUAACAACUGAAUAAAUAAUUUGACAUGUUCCAGCUUUAGUUUAUAGAUCCGUUUUCAGCAGGAUUGAAGGUGCGCUGACUCCUUUUUCAGCAGAGUGAUUACAGAGACAGAAGCGUUCAGACAUUUUUGUGAUUAUUUUUUCUUGUUUUAUUAAAAACUACAUAAUUUACAUCAUAAAAUAGAAAAGUAUGUAAACAUGUAGACUUGUAGUCUCCAGUGCAAACAAAAGAAUAUAAAUAGAUCUUCACUUUUCCCUCGAGCCAUCAUCAUCUUAAGUCCCAGAAUGCACUGUGUUGUUUCCAUCCUCUCAAAGUGGGUCGGCUCCUCCAACUGUGUAUUAUUAUCAUAAAAAACAAAGUCCACCACAGAGGCCCUCAGGCCCCUCUUUAAGUCCUUAUCUGUCCAAACAGCCAGUCCACAGGGUCUUUGCCCCUGCAGUCCUUUUCUCUGCUCAUCUUUAGAGAAAACUCCUCAGAGCUGUUCAGACUCAGACCGUAAAGUCUUGAAGUCCUCAGGGUGCGAGGAGACCCGCGGGGAAUCGAGCCUGACCCAGACAGCUUCAUCUGAGCCUUAGAGAGGUUCCUCAGCCGGGGGGACCGCUGGAGCCUGACGGGGCCGCAGCUGGGGGGCUCCACGGGGCAGGCGAGAGCCUGGAUGCUGGUCAUGUAGUCCUCCAGAGACUGGGAGCUCUGGGAGGACUGAGAGGAGGAGGAGGAGGGGUGAGCAGGCAAGUCCUCGAGGGUCUCGGUGAUGGUGGGCAAGAGAGGCAGCGAGAGAAGCAGACGUCUAUGUUUCAUUCUGCAGGGAGAGGAAAAAAAUUAACAGUUAGAUCCUGUUUCACUGAAAACGAUGUUGGUUCAUGUUUCGAAUCUUCAAUUUGACAAAUUUUCUUAUUUUUUAAAUGUGAUCUGAUGAAUGAAUGCAGAAAAAAUUAAGUUUAAGCUGCAAAACUUUAAAUUUUAAUAAUUAUAUAAAAGUAAAAUAUCUGAAAACAUUAAAAGAAAGAUAUGAAAUAAAACCUGCCACUGUCAUUUUUUCUGCACUUACUGUUAAGAAAACUUGUAAUUUAACUGACAUUUGUAAUUCCAUGAUUUUGUAACUUGAAUAACAGUUGAGAGACAGUGUCAGAGCUGCCGUCCAAAAUCUACUUUUCAUUUUCCAUCUCUCGCUGAUAUUUAAAAAGUCAACAUGCUUCUGAUAGAUAAAAUAAACUUUUAAAAAAACUAAAUAGCUGUGUGAUAGCUGUCGAUAAAAACACAUGCGUGAAGAAGAAGAAGAAGUCUCACCUUUGAUGGCGCGGUUGUAUGUUUGACACACGCAGAGUGAAAGUGUGUUGUAGUUUGGCGUGGUGUGUCAGCGUCCGUUCAGCAGAGUCUGUCUGAUCCAGAGUCUGAGUCCAGGCUUUAUAGAGGCAGCCUGGAGCAGAGCGAUUAGCUGCUACUUCCAAAAAUAACUCUGCUGACCUUACUCACAUCUGAACAAAUGUGUGUGUGUGUGUGUGUGUGUGUGUGUGUGUGUGUGUGUGUGUGUGUGUGUGUUCUUGUGUGUGUGUGAGGGUGUGCUCAGGAAGCUGAGGGGUGGUGGGUUGGAAAGGUUGAGCGGUGCAGCUGCACUCUCUGUUUAUAUUCCUGAAACAAUGAAGCCCUGAGAGCUCUCAGUCCUGACAAGUUUCCACUCUCUGCUCCUCAAUCGCUGAUGUUUCAUGGAAAAUAUUAUUGCUAUGGAAAUGUUUCUCAAAGUUGAGUUCUUCUUUUAUACAUAUAAGUAUUAAAAUUAUCUUUGUUGACUAAACUCUCAAGAUAAUUUCUACUUCUUGUACCGUAGCUGUUGAGCAAACACAUUUCUGUACGGCUGUGAUUUUGAAAUUAAAAGCAUAAAGUAAUAAAUUUGUCAGCUAAAGGUUAUCCUCAUAAACGUAAUUACAGCCACUAAAUAAAAGGCAUGCAAUCACAGGCUUACAGCAGCAUGAACUAACAGUAUAAACAUGAUGUUCUAAAAAGAAGCAAUAAAACACACAAAUUUAGAAAACCUCGUCUAAUCUGCUUCAGUGUAGAGUGUGUGAGAAAGUCCUCAGGUAUCACAUGCUCCGUCAGCAGGAGGCCUUAAAUUUCUUACAUCAUUUCUAGUAUGAUCUGAAUUUCUCCAUUUUUUAUCAGUUUCCGUCACUUUUGGAAAAAAACAGUUUUAUAGCUUUGACUUAAGUUACUUUAGUCGUUACUGGAAAUUAUAUGCUCACAGUUUUUCUUCUAUUUUUCCAUUUACAGGAAUCUACCUCAGACAUUUACUUAACAAAUAAUUCAUGUUUAUUCACCUUUGAGCAUCAGAGGUUGAGUAAAGUCAGCGUCUUUCUACAGAUACUUUGGUAAACAUCUUUGGGAAUCUGUGUUUUAAAGCUCCUGUAAGUAACUUUUUAUUUGAGUCAACUUUGGCGCCCCCUGUGGACAAAUGAUACCCAUUACAUUAAACAACCGUGUUACUCUGACGCUUUUGUUUAUGGAGAACAACAAAUUACUUCACAAUAAGAUACUUAAGUUGAAUUAGCUCAACUUAAACUUGGAAUUAAGCGUCACGCCACCAUCAUCACAUCAACACAGAUAUCAGCCUCAUCUGACUGGACAAUUAUGAAUUAAGUUAUUUAUGUUGUCCUGUCACCAGUACAUUACCUGUAAGACGGAUGUCACAUAAAGAAAAACAAUGUGACAGUAUCAAUAAGAAGGAAAAGUAGUUUUUCACAUUAAUUUCAUAGAUUAAGUGCAGGUGCAGCGGUGCACAACACAUGUGCACUAACUUGCAAAAUAAGUUUACUGAAGUCCUGUACAAUAAUGUAGAUUCUUUAGUAUAUUGUAGCCUUAUACGUUUCUUUAUUUAAUCAUUUCGGAGUAAAACUGCUUGAAAAACAACUUUUAAAAGAUAAAGAAGAGGCAUAUUUAACUGUAUCUAACGACAGACAAAGUCGAUUAAACUCUGGAUGGCAGCAGGAGAGGUGUCAGUUCGUUUUUUUUUUUUUGUGUGUGUGUGUGUAAUGUGGUGUGUGUGUGUGUGUUGCAUGUUCAAUAACAGGGAAGAAACUAAAUUUCAUCAAGUAUUUCUUUUUCUUCUCCUCAAAUCUUGUUGUCCAGGAUCGACAAACUCCUCUGAAGAGUCAUUAUUUGUUUGCUCUUACACCUUCAUACGGUGAAGUCUUUGCUAAAAAGUACAAAAAAGCAUCAUUUACUCUAUCAUUCCACCAUUAGCACUUAAGAGUUCUUUUAAAAUACACAUUUGUAUGAAUUUAUUAGUCUACAUGGAGGUUUUACACUAAAUUGUUCAAUCCAAACUGCUCCAGGUCAACCUCCAUCAUGUUUAUCAUGCAGCUUGUCAGAUGAUCAGUCCAAACACUGAGAUUAAGAUCUUCAUAAUGAUCUGUUUCUUAUUGAACUCUGCUCUGAAUCUCUGUGACAUAUAAAUAUUUGGACACUUCAUUAGCAGAAAACCGUCCUCAAAGAUCCGUAUUGUAUUUUAAGGUUCCUCAUGAGAUACAGAGAUAUAACAAGAUGUUGUUUUGGAAAGUGAUUUGCUUCGGAUCAUUCUGCAAUUAACAGUCAGAGUUUAUGAGAAACGUUUGCCUGAAUAUUAACUUUGUUGGGAUACAUUUACAAAAAAAUUUGUCAACCUGUUUAACUUCCUUUCUUUUCAGGUAUUUAAAGGCCAUUUUUGUCCAUCUGACACAGUUUUCUCUAUACUUAGUACGUUUUCUUCUAAAUUUAGAGUUUCACUUUGAUGAAAUCAAAAGUCUCCCCGCCGUGUGUACGUGACCUGCGGCAGUUACUCUGUCCUCAUUAUUGCUGACUUCUCAGACAUGACUUCACUCAGCUCCAGCGUGAAAAAGGGAGGGUCCGACCUGACAAGGUCUGUCCGAGGCGGGAGGCUUCGCCCUGUAGCUGUGAGCGACUCUCUCUGCACGUACACCUGAUACUGAGCCUCUGUGGCGUACGGCCAGCAGGAUAUCCUCUCUGACCACCAGUUCAGAUAAUUAUUGUUAUACGUGUGUGUUUCUCUAUGUGUGUGUGUGUCUAGGAAAAUGGCGAGCUCAUUCUUGAGGGGUUACUGAACAUCUACUGGGGUCUUCGUAGACCAAUCAGACUUCAGAUGUACGACGACAACGAAAGAUUUCGCCUCAACCGGUACGAGAAAACCGAUCCAAGCUGACUCAUGGAUUUCAAAUCAAAUCAAAUCAAAUCAAAACUCUUAAAUUUCAACUUCACCCACUGUAAAAUCUACCUGGACCCUUAAAUCAAUCUGAUUUAAUCGAUAAACUGCAGGGUUAGUUCCAACAUUAGGAUCCUUUUUCAGUGUUGAAAUAAUUCAUGGACCUUUGCGUGAUUAUUUGUCUGUUUCGUGACCUUUGCUCUACAUUCCCCAUGAGGAGCAGGAAUCUUAAUUUUUAUAAAAAUGCCUUUAUUAUGCAUAAUUAUUUCCUAUAACAGACUGGGAAGUAACCCAUCUGAACCUAAGAGGGAUCCAAAAACAGGCCUCACAUAUCGCCUGGUUGAAAGGUCAGAUUUUGGCUUCCAAUUCUGAACAAUAAAAUAAGAAAAUAAUUGACAACAAGGAUUUUAAGCAUAUCACAUUUACUAUUUACUGACAUUAACUGUCAAAAAAAUGUAUGUAUAAUUCAAGAAAAUAAACAAAUCGCUCAUGAAUGAUUGUUGGUCUUGGUGAUAAUCGAGAAUAUACUGCAGCCCAACUCCAGCUUUACGCUUAAAGAAAAUACAUUUUGUGACAUGACAUGACAUUUUUAGGCUUCAUUCUUAGUUCCCUGCUGAAGUUUAAGGAUUGUGUAGAACGUAAAGAGCUGACGGAAACAAACGUCCCUCUCUCCUUCUACAGGAACGACAGAUCCUCACCAGCAAAGCAGUUAUCAGAGGAGUCGAACAAUAACUCCGUCGGCGGUGAAAUUGGAUCAGCUUGUAAGUCGCCGACACGUGGAGUCAUUCUCUCACACAAACACAUCUGCUAGAUUAAUCCGGAUUACUGUACGCACACACACACAGACACACGUGCGCUAAAACAGAUUACAGUGCCAAAAGUGCUUCAUUCAGCAUGUCCAGUGGAAAGGUUUCCUCACGUGCGGAGCGUAGACUACAGGAAGGCCAUCUCGAUCUGAUCACCAAGACUAUAAAUAGUUUGAGUCACAGAGAUUUUCAUCUUUCCAAGUUUUUUCCUUCACUGUUGACGUGCUGCUGGGGUUUUCCUUAACCACAGGUAAACAAAUGAAGAAAUAUGACCGUUGUGUUGUGACCAAGGACGCGGGUCUGGGUUUCACUUAAGUCACGUGUAGAUCUAAAUGCUGCCUAAGAGGAUUGAAGAUUUUUAAUGGAAGUGCUGAGCCAUCAAGGUCACAAUUUCAGUAAUGUUCUUACCUGUUCUUCUCAGUUUGACUUCUCUAAUGACACUGUGUGUGAAUAUUAAAAUAAAGUUAAAUAAAGUAGGAAGUGGUGACAGAUCUGAGUUUUCCAUCUAGUUUAUCCAUUGUUUUAGAAAAAGAAACACAAUAACUAGACGAAUAAAAAAUGUAUCUAAAAGUUUAUGAAUAUUUUAGAGUUUGAGUAAAGAAGUAAUCAUGUAAAACUAUAAUUGCUCAUAAAACUUCUAAUAAUACAAAAAGUAUUUAGCAUAGUUUGAUUUUAAAGUUUUCUUAUCUAGAUUAAAAUAUCAGAAACCUCUUAUACGAGACUGUCCAGAUUUUUUUAUUUGUAUAAAAAUUUUGAUGUCAGUCAUCUCACUGGAAAAAAAACAUGAAACAUUUUCUGUUCUGUUUAUUUUACCCUUCAGAUAAUGUCUGUAUUCUUAUUGAAACAACAUUAUAUUUCAGUAGCCCAUCUGAUCGUGAAUAUCUGCUGUGCAAAAGUUUAAGUGUUUUUGUUGUAAACCACCUCAUCUGACAGCUCCACCCUUGCAAAGCUUCCAGGCAUCAUGAUAACCAUUUAGAAACCAUUAAACUUUUUAGAUCAUAAAAACCUCACUGCUAUUUUCAGUCUGUUUAAUAACCAGUCAAACUACUUCACAGCAACGGUCCAAAAGCCAAACACAAGGUUUCAGCUGAAGGUCACAGUGGAAACGUCCACCUUCUUAUAUACAGUCGCACAAACUCAACCCAGAAAGUACCUGUACGUUUCAGACACCAUCUGUACCAGGUAAACAAAGUGUACUUUUGUUGUCAUGUGUCUCUGAGGUGGUGACGCGGUGGUCACACCAGAGGAAGAGGACUCUCCUCAGCUGCUGCGGACCAGAAGUGAUGCUUCCUUCAUGCGUGUCCAGAGGAGGUCAAACACACACACCGCCAGAGACCUGCACCGCCUCCGCACACACAGGUUCUCCAUCAACGGACACUUUUACAACCACAAGGUACAAAUGAGCAGAUGUAGAAGCUCACUCCUGAUUGUAUCCUGUCGCUGACUGAUGUCCAGGUGCAGAGCAGCAGAGGUUUCCUGUUCGGGUGUUUCUGUGCUCAUGCUGAGUUUCCUAAUGGCCUGCUGUGAGCUGAUUACAUUAAUGUGCGACUGAGUUCCUUCAUUAGCUCGUCUUUGUUACAAUGUGUGUGUGAAUGGGAGAGAGUGUGUGUAUUGUUGUUAUUGAAGUGCCAGCUGCAGAUUGAGGGAUUUCCUUUUUAAACUUGAUUUUCCGGGUUCAAAAUGUCCACAGUGUUCAUAUCCAGGAAUACCUCAGUAGUUCAGGUGAAGUAAAGAUCUCUUUGUUCCUUUCAUUUCUGUGUUUUUGUGUUUCCCCAGACGUCUGUUUUUACCCCCGCCUAUGGUUCGGUCACUAACGUUCGAGUAAACAGUUCCAUGACAACUGUGCAAGUUCUCAACCUGCUGCUACACAAGUUUAGGGUAUGAAAUAAACACACGUCUUCUUCUGGUGAAUUUUCAAGGAAGUGUAAGACUAAAAAUAAUCUGAAUUCUUGUCUUUAAGGUGGAAAAUAAACCAGAAGAAUUUGUUCUUUAUAUGGUGCACGAGUCAGGGGGUAAGUUCACAUGUAUCCUGUUUUCCUCUGAAGUCCAAUUUGAGGAGGAAAAGCUCAAAUUUCUUCAAAAGUCACACUGCUUAUAGCUAAUAUCUCACUGUAGCUACCAAUAAAAUGUUAUUUCGGUAACACUUUACUUGACGCCUAUCUCUAUAAUGCGCUAUAGUCAUGUUAUAGCACCGUAUAACUAUAGUUAUAAACACUCAUAAAUGAUCAUAAUGCUCUAUAGCAAUAAUCAUAACACAUUAAAAAGCAUUUUAUCAUGACUUACAAGGUCAGGUAUUAUAAUGUGUUAUGCUUAUUGUUAUAAAGCAUUAUGAUAAUUAAUGAGUGUUUAUAAUGAUAGUUAUACAAGUUUAUAAGCAAAUUAUAACACAUCAUAAAUAAAUGUAUAAUGCAUUAUCUAUGUGGGCAUUGUCAUUGUUAUAAUGUGUUAUGAUUAUUGCUAUAAAGCAUGAUGAUCAUUUAUGAGUGUUUAUAACUAAAGUUAUACAGUACUAUAACGUGAUUAUAAUGCAUUAGACAUAUAUUUAUAAUGCGUUAUAGAGAUAGGCGUCAAGUAAAGUGUUACCGUUAUUUUGACUUUGCAUACAUUUUUCAUCAUCUGUUGCCUGUUCAAUCUGGAGGCAGUAAAAUGAUUUAUUAUUGCUUCUUCUGUUUUUAUGUCUGCACAUUCACAGUCAGUCCUGCUCUUUGUUUUUGACCUUGCAGAGAGGACCCGACUGAAGGAUGGCGAAUACCCGCUGGUGGCCCGUGUGCUUUAUGGACCCUGUGAGAAAAUCUCAAAGAUCUUAAUCACUGAGGCUGACCUGGGAGAGGAAGUCACAUAUGAUGUGAGUUAGGACCUCCUGCCACGCCUCCCUCUGUUAUCUCAAUCUGCUCAUGAUCACUGACCCUUUUUAUAUUUUUGUGCAGAGUUCGACACAGACACACAAUGACACAAUGGAAAAGUGACAAACUGUUGAGUUAAAUUUAGCAAGCAGAGGAAAGGUAUCCUGUUUCCAGACUGAUGUAACAAUAGAUUUACAUGGACCACUGUGUGUUGUGACUGGGCUGAGAGAUAAAAAUAAAGCUGAUUGUUGAUGGAGGACAUUUUUGAUUAUUAUCAUGCUCAUAAAUAUCGAGUUGAAAGGUCAAAGCAUCCAAAUUAGAACAAAACCAUUUCUGUUUAACCGUUUGUUUUUCCUGGUUUUGGUUUUGUUUUUCCAGAAUUGAAAAUAUUCAGCUUUUAUUUGACUCUGUACCGACAUAAUAGAGGUGACCCACAGUUUGAUUCUGUAAUUUAGAGUAUUAAAAGAUUAAGUUUGUACUAAUUAUCAGUAUUGUUUCUUUGCAGGAAAUGAACUCCCUGUUUCUCUGGAUUAAGCAAAGAUUUUGCUUAAGGCUCUUUUAAUUAGGGCGACUUUAUUAUUGUGCUUUAUUUGAGUGCAAAUUAAGUUCUGUGGAUUAUCAGAAAAAAAGGAAAGCUCUUCCUGGAAACAGAUUGUUGUUGUUUUUUUUGGUAUUUUAAACUUUGAUUUUAACAAUCUGCUUUUUGCUCAUUUUGAGAUUUGUUUUUUCUCUGCUUGAGUUGCUACAAUGUCCAGCUUACAGUAAACUUACCCAUUCCCUUUAUGUUAGGUUUUGUUUUGGAUUUUUAGAGUUGAAAUUAAUUUUUUGGGCAAAUGAUGAAAUAUUAAGCAUGUCUUGAUUGUAUCGUAAUGCACUGAUGAGGUUAUAUAACCCAGGAUGUCUGUGGUUUUCAUGCUCUUUUCUUCAAUGUUCUUUCGUUCCAGGUUGCUCAAUACAUAAAGUUCGAGAUCCCCGUUUUAGACAGCUUUGUGGAAAAACUGAAAGAGGAAGAGGAGCGCGAGAUAAUCAAACUAACCAAAAAGUGAGUCAAGGGUUUCUCUACGCAGCAGACAGAAUUAUUGACAAAGCAGUUCUUAGUGACAUGUCUAUUUCAUUAAGUGAAACCAAAAUGCGUGUCUCCUGCUGGUGUCACAAAGUCAAAUCAGGGCCUUGACUGAGGAGAGGGUCUGAAUGAAACAUUUGCGUCUUACUGUUUACAAGAAGAUUAACCCUAUUAACCACAUGACCGACACUGAAAGCCUGAAAAUCCAUCAUUGAUUUGUGUCUGUCAUGAUUACAGUUCACAUUUGAGCAUGGACAUUUAACAGUUUGUUUUUAAUAUUCACAGAUUUCUUGUAAAUGAUAUCCUUGUUUUUUUCUAUGUUGUUGAAUUUGCAAAGAAAUUUUAUGAACUCAAAAAUCAAUAACUAUGCUUAAAAGUACAGCGAAAGGUUUAUCAGCUCUUUAUAUUUAAUCCCACAAAAAAAACAACAGUAUAUAUAAUUUUGAUAAAUGACAUAUCUGUGGGAUUUUUGACAAAGUUAGAGAUAUUAAGAUAGAUUAAGAUAUUAAAGCUCCUGUUAGGAACUUUUCAUCUUUACCAACUUCAGCAUCCUGUUUAGACAAAACUCAUUUCGCUUAGCUUAUCAUCUACUUUUACGUAACACUUUACAAUAACCAUAAUUUAGAAAUGGUAAAUAGAUAGUUUAUUAAUGUAAGUUAAUAGUUACUUUACCAUUAACAAGCAAUGAAAUUAUGAUUAAUAAUUUUCAUUAAUUAUCAAUGGACUAUUUAUUAAAGGUUUAUACAGGGGUUAAAUAUUGGUUGUAAAACAUCUAGAUUAAAAUGUGUCAGUAGCACUUUGUUAAUGGUUAAUAUUUGUCUUUAAACCAUCUAUAAACAUUACUUAGAUGGUUAUAUGCUGUUUAUACAUGAUGAUUAAACAUUAAUAAAGUAUCUGCUUACCAUUUAUGAAUGGUCUAUUUACCAUUUAUAAGUUAUAGUUAUUUAAAGUGUAACCGAAUUUAUGAGUACUAUGUAAAAAUAGAGCUGUUUCUUCAUGUGCCCAGCCGACACCUAUCCCCUCACGCUACUUUCAGGCAUGAAGAAUUACAAUAAAAAAAACCAUCAGUCCUCUCACUGAUGGUCUUGUUUACUUUUGUAUAUAAUAAAAAGACAAAAAUAGGAAUUUUAGUUGAUUUCCUUCAUGUUGAAAAAACUCUUCACAGGAGCUUUAAUUUUUUACUGUGAAGUAUGCUCACUGCUCACCUGCGGUACCUUUAAAGGCCACAGGGGGCACAGCUUUUACCUGAAUCAUUGCUUCAUGUUGAUGAUUGUUAAACACACAGGUUGUGCUUUUCUUGUUUGGUUAAUAUGUGAUUUAUCUUCAAGAGUGAUAACCCUCUGACAGUGUGAUUAUGUAAGUCAGGGUCAUGAGUGUGUUUUUCUUCCUUCUCUGCAGGUACAGCGCUCUGAAGUCUAUGAUUCAACACCAGCUGGAGGGCAAAGCUCAUAACAGUGACCGAGUAUGAGUGUGUGUGUGUGUGUGUGUGUGUGUGUGUGUGUGUGUGUGUGUGUGUGUGUGUGUGUGUGUGUGUGUGUGUGUCCUGACAGUGACCUGUUUAUAUUUGUUUUGAGUGUGUGUGCAUGUGUGUGUGUGUGUGUGUAUGCGUGGGAACAACACUAAUGAUUGUCGGUUAAAUUUGGAACAUCUUUAAAUACUGUAGUGAAUGUACAGAUAAAGUUAAAAUGAUAAAGUUAGGGCAGUAAUAGAACCAUAUCACACACCAACGUGCUUCUUCUUUUAGAAUAAUGACUUUUUAACAGUUUGUAUGAUCUGUUUGUUGAAGUUUAUCUCUGCUUUGAUAUCUCUGCUAGUAAUAUAUUCACAUUUGAUAUGAAAUUCUCUCUGCAUAUAUGGAUAUUUAUACAGGCUGUUUUUUGACAAUGUUUUCUAAGACUUGGACCUCUUUUAUGUAAUAAAUCAGUUUUAGUGUGGCCUUUA
Molecule: messenger RNA, 26500 nt
Organism: Xyrichtys novacula (pearly razorfish)
Lineage: Eukaryota; Metazoa; Chordata; Actinopteri; Labriformes; Labridae
Source: the annotation of a GenBank genome assembly